Molecule: messenger RNA, 858 nt
Organism: Pseudocercospora fijiensis CIRAD86
Lineage: Eukaryota; Fungi; Ascomycota; Dothideomycetes; Mycosphaerellales; Mycosphaerellaceae
Exons: 3
Coding region: 1-858 (285 amino acids)
Source: RefSeq, a predicted model, not a curated record
AUGGACAGUCGACCACAGGCUGAGAGAGACGCUGCUCGCGAUGCUGUCCGCGGUCAAGUCUUCCGCACCGUCGAGCUGCUGGAGAUGAUCUUGUCCAACAUCGCCGACCCCUACGAGGUGCUGCUGCUCCGCGCCGUCGGCAGGAACUUUCGCGAUACCAUCGAUGGUUCGGUCUCGCUCACUGGGUCCUUCAUCUUCGCUCAAACUCAGAGCGCAACCAUCCCGGGGCCGUCGCUGCUGGAGUCAUUCUACGAAGACAACACGCACUCCUUCGACGGGCCAGCAAAUGCAGCUGCAGGGCUGUACAAUCGCCACUUUCUAGACUUUGGCUGCUUUGGGCCUGUCGGUCGAAAUCUCCCGUACAGAUACGAAACGAAAGAUGGAAUCCUCACGCUUCCCAACAUGGAACUCGACUACGACGAGAUUUCACAAGAGGGCAGUCUUUCAGUGUCCUUCGCUGCCGUUCCCAAAUCACUCGAUCUCGGCCUGCUCGCUUGCAUGUUCUUCACCAGUCAUCCGAUCCCCGUUAUAAAGCUGAAGUUUCAAAACCCUGAUUACGAUCCCCUCGCACUCAGAAAAGAUCCCGACUCCUGGAAGCAUGUGGAAAUUACGCUGGAGAAUCCGAGACUUGGCGAGGUGCUGGAUAUGUGUUGGCUUCUGCUGGCCAUCGUUUCGAUUCUUCGGAAGAGACUUGCUCGUCAGGAUGCUAAGGAGGCGCUGAGGGAGUUGCGGAGGGAGGAGAAGGAAGAGUGGCAGCGCUGGGGUGGUGGGGACGAAGAAGACUCUGUUGAAGAGGCUGAAGAGGCUGAAGAGGUUGAAGAGGUCGAGCCAUGUCUAUGGAGAGGUGUGGUAUACUGA